CACUGUCAGUCGAGCCACGCCCCUCUCCCCUGCCCUUGAAGUGCCUGCGCCGUGUUGGUCACGUGGCACCGGCGUCCUGUACGUCCUUGCCGGGCAACCGUCCCAGAGUCCGACAACACCGCCUGCAGCAGUAUGAACGUGAUCUACCCGCUGGCAGUGCCCAAGGGGCGCCGGCUCUGCUGUGAGGUGUGCGAAGCCCCGGCCGAGCGGGUGUGCAGGGCCUGCACAGUCACUUACUACUGCGGCGUGAUUCAUCAAAGAGCUGAUUGGGGCAGCAUCCACGAGAAGAUAUGCCAGCUCCUGAUUCCCCUGCGCACCUCCAUGCCCUUCUACAAUUCAGAGGAGGAACGGCAGCACGGCCUACAGCAGCUGCAGCAGCGCCAGAAACAUUUGAUCGAGUUCUGCUACACCGUAGCCCAGAAAUACCUCUUUGAAGGAAAACACGAAGAUGCUGUCCCAGCCGCUUUGCACUCUCUUCGAUUCCGCAUGAAUGUGCACGGUCUGAGUUCAGUCGAGCUGGUGCCUGCUUACCUGCUGUUGGCCGAGGCCAGCCUUGGUCUGGGCCGGAUCGUCCAAGCUGAAGAAUAUCUAUCCCAAGCCAAGUGGACAGUCCUCAAAUCGACUGAAUGUAGUUAUGCCACCCACUCUUUGCUGCAUCGGAACCUGGGACUUCUCUACAUGGCUAAGGAGAACUAUGAGGAAGCCCGCUACCAUCUGGCCAAUGAUAUUUAUUUUGCCAGUUGUGCGUUUGGAACAGAGCACAUCAGGACCUCAGGAGGCUACUUCCACCUGGCUAAUAUCUUCUAUGGCCUUAAAAAGUUGGACCUGGCAGACACAUUGUACACCAAGGUCUCUGAGAUCUGGAAUAAUUAUUUAAACGAUCACUACCAAGUGCUCUCCCAGGCUCGCAUCCAACAAAUCGAUCUACUGGGCAAACGAUUUGAGACUGACACAGGCUUGGAUGAAGCCCAGGAAGCAGAAGCCAUUCAGAUCCUGACUUCAAUCUUGAACAUUCGAGAAUCUACAUCUGACAAAGCCCCGCAAAAAACAGUCUUUGUUCUAAAAAUCCUGGUCAUGCUUUACCACCAGAUGAUGAAUUCUUCCAAGGCCCAGGAAUAUGCCACGAGAGCCUUCAAUCUAGCCAAAGAACAGCAGCUCAGUGUCCAGGAACAAAACGCCGUUCAAGACUUACUGAACCUCAUCUCAGCCGAGGAAGCUCAUCCCGUUACUUAGUGGUCCAUGCGCUCUGCAUCAGGGGCUAUUCUAGGGACAACUGAACAUCUAAUACAUUCCAGCCUGGCACAGCUGCUUAGAGGGGCUAUAAAUUGAGAUGCCCCACUUCCCCUGGGACUGCGUGCAUCGCUGUGUUUUCAUUGCUCCACAGUGUCUGUUGGGGGAUGUAGAGCUUGAGGCAUAGCCAUCAGUAAAACUCUUGUUUAUUAUGACUUCAUGCAACUUUUGAGUAAUGUGCUGUCAGUUCACUAACAAGAUAUUUGUAAUUAAACUGCAAAUAGUUUAUCCCGUUUCUCAGAGGUCUCUGGUGACGCGUGCUUCAUAGAUCUUUGCCAAAGAAAGAGGGAGGGAAUAGAGCUGUAUCAGAGCAAAGUUCCUCUAUUUUACUGUAAUUAAGUUAGCAUUAAUCUGAGAUAUAUUGUGCUUAAAAUGCCCAUUAUAAUUCCUAGAGCGAUCACUAAAAAAAUUACUCUAAAAAACAGUUAAAAUCAACCAAGACAUUAAAAUGGUGCACUAGAAAAAAAUCCACUUAAUGGAAAAGGCAAUAAAAGAGAAACAGAGGGACAAAAAAAAGGACAUGAGACAUAGAGAAAACAAAUAGCAAAACGCAGACAUAAAUUGUGGAUCUUGGCCAGAAAAGGCCCCUGGGCCUUUCGAGGAGCUUCAGUAUGGAUUGGCAGAGGCACCAUUCCAGGUUGGUGUCUUUCUUUUCUCAGAUAAUUAUUCAAAGCAGAUGUGAGCCAUCUCUCCUGUCUGGGGGAGAAAUACUCUAAAGGUCCCCUGUGAUGUACAGGACAGAGUGCAGGCACUAGAGCAGACAUGCCCAGGUUCAAAUCCCAGCUUUGGGGCCUUGAUUCACCACCGGCCCCCACCUCCCCACCAAACACAAACCCAACCCAACCUCAUUGUAAUGUUCUAAAAUGGCCCAGAUGUGGCUGUGGGCCUAUCAGCUCGUCCCGUCGAUGGCUCUGGUCGUUUAGCACAUCCUUUUCUCCUCCAGACUCGCCAGGCAGCCUACCCGUUAGCGCUUCGCUUCCUGGGUAGAUCUGCACCAGGGAGAGGAUAUGCAAAUCAGAACCAGUCAGAGAGUUUUACGUUCCUGUCUUAAAUUAACUCACUCACACAUAUAAUAAAAGUAAGUCAGCUGGCCACCCUGCCAGCUCUUUCAAAUAGAUGUUUAACGAAGAUUGGAGGAGGGAGGAGAAGGAUCAACAGCUCUUCAGCAGAUAAUUUAAAAAAAUUAGAACAUCUCUAUUCUAAAAAAGUCCUUCCAGGUCCAUUUCAUUAAAUUCUAGUUCCCUCCUUUACCAUAGUCAAUGGCCCCUUUCUCUUUUUUUCCCCCCUCCCUUAUCUGUUUUCUGUUCUUGCCACCUGUGAAUUCUUGUUUAUGAAUCCUUGCCCACUGAGUAUAUUUAUGAAAUUAUUGCUUAAUUAAAUUGUUUAAAUUUAUUUUCCUAUUGACUGAUUUUCCUCUUGAGUAUGGCCCAUAAUUUUCUGCUUUUUCACAUGUCUAGUAAUUUAAUUUUCAGUCUUUCUGAUUUUCUAAUACUUACAUUUAAAGCUAUAAAUUUUCCUCUAGAUACUACUUUCAUUGAUCCCAUAUAUUGUGAAAUGCAGUAUUUUUAUUAUCAUUCGUUCUAAAUAUUUCUUACAUUUUUAUGACUCAUAAGUAGUUUAAAAGUAUGAUUCUUAAUUUCUCAAAGAUGGUGACUUUCAUUACUUCUUUGUUAUUUUCCAGCUUAAUUUUAUUGAGAUUACAAAAUAAGCUGUGUACAAUUUAGACUUUUAGAAAUUGGUUGGGGUUUGCUUUGUGACCCAGAAUAUGGUUAAUACAUAUUUGUAAAUGUUCUGUGUGUGCUAAAAAGAAUGGAGUUAUUGGGCACAGUGCCCUGUAUAUGUCUAUUAAGUCAAAUUUUUUUCAUAUUUUCAAACUCUUCCUGUCCUUGCUGAAUUUUAAAUUUAUUUCUGAGAGAAGUAGAUAAAAUCCAUCCAAUAUGA
Camelus dromedarius (Arabian camel) is the source of this 3231-nucleotide messenger RNA. RefSeq names its product zinc finger MYND-type containing 12 (gene ZMYND12). The coding region runs from base 133 to 1233 and encodes 366 amino acids. Lineage: Eukaryota; Metazoa; Chordata; Mammalia; Artiodactyla; Camelidae. The transcript is spliced from 8 exons. Gene Ontology annotation, molecular function: protein binding. The record is from RefSeq and is a predicted model, not a curated record.